AUGAGAAUGCUUCUGGAAGUCGAUCUUGACGACAUUCCAGACUUUAAAGAAAUGAAAAACCAGCGCAUCGAAUGUCCUUUCCCAGAUUGUCCAGACGAUGAGGUUAAGUACAGUCACUGUCGAAGCUACCUCUGUAUGCAUUUUCGAACGGAUCAUGACACUGACCACGAAGUUGAAGACAUGUUUUUUCAUACAAAGGAAAACUACGAGGCGUGGCUGGCGGAAAGACUGGAAGAAACUGGAACAAGUUUGAAAAUUCGGAGUUCGUCCGAGAAUGGAGGAAGAAGAACAAUCCAUAUGACUUGCAUUCAUGAAGGAAGUUACGAGCCUAAAAAAGAUGGGGAGAAGCGUGGCCACAAGAGUAAAAAGCAAACAGGGGACAUGGUCUGCACUGCUUUUCUGAAGAGUGUAACUGCGAACGGAGAGAUCAAUGUUCAGGCCUGCUUUCAACACUUUGGACAUGAAAUCAAUGUGGCAGACCUCAAAUUGACCUCAACUCAGAAAAACGUUCUUGCCGAGUUGGCAAGUAAGGGACUGAGUAAUCCAGCUAUUGUUGAAGAAGCUAAAAAGUCUUCAAACGAAUUUUCAAAAUUGUUCUGCCUUCUGCCACAAGAUAUUCGAAACUUGAAAGAUUCUUUGGGGCUAAAUCAAGAACAACUGGACAAAGUCGAUCUAGAAUCUGUGAAAAAGAGGGUUCAACUGGAGGAUCCAGCUGACGGUUUUCGGCACUUCACUCUACCUGAUGAAAACGGGAUGAACUUUUUACUUGUUAUCAUCACGCCAGGUCACUUGGAGAACCUACGGAAAUACUCUCAUAAAAUUAUCAUUUUGGAUGACACACAUAAUGUUACUAUGUACGGGCUGAAACUUACGACAAUUACGGUUGUCGAUAACAACGACAGAGGAGAGCCAGCAGGUUUCUUACUCUCUAGUUCAACAACUUCAGCCGAAGUAGCUGUAUUCUUCCAAAAAGUCAAAGAACUUUACCCAGAAUUUAGACCCGCAUUCUUCAUGUCAGAUGAAGCCAAUUGCUUCUGGAAUGGAUUUUCAGCUGUUUUCGAUAGUACACACACAAAGAAAGUAUUGUGUAGGUGGCACUUAUUGAGAUCAUGGUGUAAAAAAGCAAAGGAAUUAAUGAUGUCUGAUAAGGACCUUCUUGAUAAGACAACAAGAGCACUACGAGAACUGAUUCGUGAGCCAAGACAGGAUCGUCUCAUUCACAGAAUUCUCUCUCUUCUGACGGAGCUGGACGAAUCAGGGAACGCUAAAGCUAAACAGUUUUCCGAUUAUUUUAUGAAAUAUCAAUACAACAGAAUUGGUCAAUGGUCGACAACGUCUCGAGCAAACAUCGCAUGCCACACAUCGAUGUUUGCUGAAUCGUGGCAUUCGGUUUUAAAAGGACAAAUGGGAAAGAAGAGAAGAAUUAGAUGUGAUAAACUUAUUGCAGUGCUUUUGUCAACAUCAGACAUGGUCGCACAUCGAAAAUCUGUCCAAUCGAAAAGGAGUAUGUAUUCUGGUUGUUCAAGGAAAGGUCAGAAUCACCAGAAAUGUCGUCAGUUCAAAAAUGAGGAGAAAAAGUAUUUGUUCAUUCAAAAGGAAGAUGGAUCCUACAAUGUCAGAAUGGAAGGAGAUAACAAGGAAUACACAGUGACAGACUUCCUCAACUGUUUUUGUGACAAAAAGGAAAACACACAUUGUGAGGAAUGUCACGCCUGCGCCUAUCGAUGUCACUGUGACUGCCUCUUCAGCACUGCUGGAGUGGCUUGUAAGCACAUUCACGGGGUACUUAGCUACAUCGCAAAAUGUAUCAGACAAGAGGAACUGACCGGCGAGAACUUUGUUAGCUGUUGAAGAAGACGUCCCUUUCCAAUUCGUUGUUUCUCCUGUCGCUCCACGAAUCACUGAAAUUCAAAAUUUUUAUGAAGAGAAAAGAGCACAUGAAGAAGUAAUGAAUGCGGAUGCGCUCGAGAAGGAAAUUGAGAGCAUUAAAAAUAUGAUGGCUUUGGUAAACACUAAUCUCAGGAAACAGUUGAGAGAAGGGGCAGAAGAGCUCCCGGGAAACGUGGUGAAAGUCAAAAACUUUUUGAAAGAGUAUCUCGCAGAGUCUUCUACACCUACCCUCGUCGAGCGAGCGGAUUCGAGAGAUCAACCACUAACGGCAAGACAGUCUAUGCAUAUGGAAUCUACUCUCAAGGUUCGUGAAAAAACAAAAAGGCGAGGCGUGGAAUCAUCUAAUGUCAAGUUGCUACCGAAAAGAAGACUUGAAAGAUGCAGUAUUUGUGCAGCGCAAGAUCCUAUGUUGCACCCUGACACUGAUCCCCAAGAAUUUGAGAGCCGAGUGACGGACUGGAAAAGAUGCGUCAUUUGUAAGAGUCCUGCACAUAUUUCAUGCGCCUUGGUGAGCAAGAAAUGUCCAUGUUCACUCGAUUCAUCCUUUGAACUCUUCCCCAAAAACUACUUGGAUGACCUCGACUCGGAUGAAUUUUCAGAGUGAAA
Messenger RNA from Caenorhabditis elegans, 2496 nucleotides. NCBI's taxonomy places the organism in Eukaryota, Metazoa, Nematoda, Chromadorea, Rhabditida, Rhabditidae. The record is from the annotation of a RefSeq genome assembly.